This is a messenger RNA of Manduca sexta (tobacco hornworm), 4912 nucleotides long. Its product is annotated as lysine-specific demethylase 4C-like. Lineage: Eukaryota; Metazoa; Arthropoda; Insecta; Lepidoptera; Sphingidae. The record is from RefSeq and is a predicted model, not a curated record. Gene Ontology annotation, biological process: chromatin remodeling. Gene Ontology annotation, cellular component: nucleus. Bases 460 to 3684 code for a protein of 1074 amino acids. Gene Ontology annotation, molecular function: histone H3K36 demethylase activity; histone H3K9 demethylase activity. The transcript has 5 exons.
UUUCAUUCAUAACCUCUGAAAUAAACGUAAAUGUCAAAGUAAGUUGUUGAUACCAACAUUACGCGACUAAUCCAAAUUGUAGCCGGUGUUGCCGUGUAGUUGAAGCUUCGUAUGGUGAAUAAUUCAAUUCAUCUCGAAAAUUAUAAGGAAUUCCGUGUGUACGUGACCCAUUUACGUUUAUGCGGCUUCAACCAAUCUGCGACUGUCGAGCGAGAAGGGAUUUUUGUUGCAAGCGCAUCUUAGUCGGCGGCCAUUUUACUGAUAAUGUUUUCACAUAAUUAUUUUGUGUUAUACGUUUGUUAUUUUAUAAUUUGUCAAAACGAUCGCGCAGAAAUAACUAUGAUCGCAAAGGUGAAACUGUAUUGAACAAAUAAAUACUUUCUAAAACUGGUGGAAUCGUGUGAAAUUGUGAUGAAAAUUUGUUGAUUGGACAUCGUGUUUUUGAUUUAUAAAAAGACUAUGUCGGUGGCCGAGGAUGAUGCUGGUGCCCCUGCGGGCGGUAUAGCGAUACAGGUUUUUCGUCCUACAUGGGAUGAAUUCAAGGAUUUUAACAAAUACAUACAGUAUAUGGAGUCGAAAGGUGCCCAUAAAGCUGGACUCGCUAAAGUGAUACCCCCGCCUGAGUGGGUCCCUCGGAAGGCUGGUUACGACCUUGAGCAGCUAAACGUGACUAUACCUGCGCCCAUCUGCCAAGUGGUCACCGGUAAGCAAGGUUUGUUUCAACAGAUAAACAUACAGAAAAAGUCGAUGACCGUAAAACAGUUUGCUGUGAUGGCCAACUCUGCUAAGUAUUGCACUCCUCGGCAUAUCAACUACGACGACUUGGAGAGGAAAUACUGGAAAAAUGUAACGUAUGUAGCUCCAAUCUAUGGAGCUGAUGUAAAUGGUAGCAUCACAGAUCCAGAUGUAAAAGAGUGGAAUAUAAAUAACCUUGGCACAAUUCUGGAUUUUGUAAAUUCCGACUAUGGGAUUGAGAUUGAUGGUGUCAACACAGCAUAUCUUUAUUUUGGUAUGUGGAAAACAACAUUCGCAUGGCACACUGAGGAUAUGGAUUUGUAUUCUAUAAAUUAUUUACAUUUUGGUGAUCCCAAAACAUGGUAUGCUAUACCACCAGAGCAUGGGAAGAGGUUUGAAAGAAUAGCAGCGGGAUUUUUCCCAACAUCGGCAAAGACGUGCCAAGCAUUUUUAAGACAUAAAAUGACUUUAAUAUCUCCUCAAAUAUUAAAGCAAUACUCAGUACCUGUUAACAAAGUGACACAAGAAGCUGGUGAGAUUAUGAUUACUUUUCCAUAUGGGUAUCAUGCUGGUUUUAACCAUGGCUUUAAUUGUGCUGAAUCAACCAACUUUGCUGCCCCAAGAUGGGUAGAAUAUGGAAAACGAGCAACACAGUGCACAUGUAGUAAUGAUAUGGUCAAAAUAUCUAUGGACACUUUUGUUAAAAGAUUCCAGCCUGACAGAUAUGAAUUAUGGCUUAAAGGACAAGAUAUAGGCUGUCAUCCAGAACAACCUGAGAAGAUGGUACCUGCCCCUCAUCCAUCUGGUAAAGAUAUUCUUUGCAAUAAGAACAAUACAGAACUACCAGAAUCUUUCAUUGAAGCUGAGGUUGAGGGUUUGAAGAAGAAGAAACGUCAUCCGCUUCAUCUCAAACGAGCAAUGGCGAGUAAGAGUAUAUCUGAGGGUGCAAUUGCAGUGUCUAUUUUAGGCCAUGAUGUCAUGGAUGAUGAUGAAAUGACAAUGGCUGAGGGUGACUUAGACAUGAUGACAUCAAUGAAAAGACCUAUAAUGCCAAUACAGCCAGAUGACACACAGUUAGAUGCACUUGAAGACAUUUGGUUGAAAGGAGAUGAGAUGGACCCAUCAGAAGCCCAACUUCCUGAUGUUGGGUACAUUGACUCUGAUCGAGACUCAGACUAUGAGGCUCCCAAUAACAGAAAGAGUUCCAAAACUAGGAAAAAAAGGAAAGAUAGUUUAAAAAAAGAAUUGAAACCUAAGAAAGAUGAAGAGCCUAAAUUAACUGAGGUGGUGGUAGAAGAGAAAAGACCGCCAAAAACUAAAGGAAAGAAGGUAAAAACUAAGAAAUUAUCAGAAGAGCAAUUAGAAGAUAUGGCUGCAGUUGUAUCUAAUUGGGAAUCACCUCCACAUUUUGAUGAAUUAGGAAAAGAUAAAAUAAAUGAAGUUAUAGAUCCAUUGCAAGAGGCACAACCAUCAGUGGAAUUACCAUUGGAACCCCUGGUAGAAGAGAAAAAGGGAACAAAAAAACGUAAAUCCUCCACAAAAGAGGCAAAGGUUGAAAAACCCAAAAAAGAGAAGAUAAAGAAGGAACCUAAACCGAAGAAAACACCUGAUGAAUCCAAGGAAAAGAAACCCAGAAAGCCCCGCACUCCUAAAAAGUCCAACUCUAGUUUUGAAUACAAUUCUCCACUAACACCUGUAAUGUCAAGACAACAUAAACAAUAUGGCAAUCAGACAAAUCCGUCAACUGUAAGAACUUUUUCUACACUUACAUCAACAUCUACUCAUAAACCAGCCAUCGUCCCACCACAGGUUUCUUCAUCCACUAAGAAAUGUGACCUAUCUUUACCAAGCACUAGCAACAAGUUAGCCACACAUUUAGCAAAGCCACCUAUGUCUGCAACAAAGCCACCUAUUAUGACACCAGCUGCAAAGCCAAUGAGCACAGCACUCCGACAUCCCUUGUCAAAACCAUCAACAUCCACGUCCAAACCACUUUCACCACCCAAAUCAGUAGAUAUGAAACCUUAUACAUUACCUGAAGCCACUCCACGCGUGUCAAAUGUGCCACCACUAAACAAAAAUCCGAGCGCCUUUGAAGGUGAGUUUCACAAGUUCAUGAAUAAGUUCUCUAGUGCACCGGGAGGGCAACAAUUAGCCCAGCCAAGAAAAUCACCAUCAAAAGUAAAAGUGGAACUGGUUGAGCCCAAGGCUGAGAGCUGGCCCAUGCCUGUGGGACAGUACAAUGAUGCUAUUUUUAUAAACAAUCCUGUGGACUACCGCACGUACACACCUGCCAUGGACCGACAACCCACCAUGGAUAGGAGUACGUGGCGACCAGACUAUUACCAGCCGGAUUUGAUGCAGAAUGUUCAAUCAAUGUAUGGACAGAUGAAUUCUAAUCAAUAUUACAGAAGUCCGUACCAAUCUCCAUGGCAAUAUGGAUACCAAAAAGCUUGUUUGAACGUCCUAACGAAGCAGGAAGCAUCUCCAUGUGUGGAAAAGGAGGAAGUAAAGGUCGAGGUGGAGAGGUUCAUAGACCUGGCGCGGCAGAUGGAGGCGUUCUUUUUGCAAAAGAGGUUCCUUUUGUCUGCGAUGAAGCCGGAACUGUUAGUUAAAGAAGACAAUAACGAGUUAAAAUGCGAGCUCCAGAGGAAAGACGAGUUGUUGAAGCGGCAUUACGACAAGAUAUCACAGUGGCAAGGCCUGCUCGCUGAUCUGCAGGGCCACACCGUCUACAACAAAUGCCAGCAACAAACCUCGCAGCCGGCGCUGCAGCAAGCGGCUUCACCACGGCAGCAGCCUUGCAGCGUGCAGCAGAGUGUUCAGGCCCAACAGAUGGUGGCAGCGCAGCAGGCUGUGGCGUUGCAGCAACAGGCAGCGUUGCAGCAACAGCAGGUACCGCGGCCCCCGCACCCGCCUGCCUACCCCGCUAACGUGCAACGACGAUAGUUGUAUUGUAGUUUACACAAAAAAAACAUGGAUAUGUAAUCGUUCAGGCAAGAACGAAAUGGUAGGAUACGAACAACAUCAUUCAUCAAACGUUAUGUUGGAUGGUGCGUUACGUGUUACGCGUCUCUGCGUGUAGAAGAGGGAAUCUAUCGAUAAGCAUUAUUUUUCACGUCACCGAACGUUUCAGAGGUUAUGUAAUUAUUUUUUAGAAAGUGAAUUGGCGGCAUCGGUAAUGAAUAUUGAUACUGAAUAGUGCGAAUCGCUUGUUAUGUCAAUCGAGUAGGUAUAAAUUAUGUAAGGACCUAAAUUAACAAAAAGGCUGCGAUACGAUAAAAUAAUAUAAUUAAAAGUACGAAAAUAUUUUUGUGAAUUAAAAUUAGGGCACAAAAGAGUAAACAAAUAAAUAUUUUAAUAUCUAUUUAUAUUUCAAAGAAAUUGUAGAAAAUUAGAGAAUAAUGAGUAUAAUACACACAUAAUGUAUUUAAGCAGAGAGAACAUACGAUGUACUGUUAAGUUUUAAACCUUUUAAAGAAUAUUUCUGAUAUAACUUAAUAGAUAUUCCUCAGUAUAUUUUUAUACAGAGUACCUCAUCAACCGGGACGGUAUAUUUUUUAAUUUGUAUAAAUCGAAAUGUUUUCAUACAGUUUUGUUUACCAUUCUGAACUUUUGCUUUCUUACGAAUGCAAAUUCACAAAUGGACCAUUUUUAGGAUGGCAAAGUUUUUAUAUAUUUAACUAUUUUUAGAAAGACGUAGGCAGCGAAUGUUUCACAGCGAAUUUUGAAGUUUAUAAAAGGCACUUUUAAAAUAAAGAGGUGUGUCUCUUGUUGCGAGCAUUAUGUGCGAGGUUAUAAUCUAAAGUACAAUAAUAUAUUUUUAUUGUGCUGCAAUUCAAUACCAUGUGUGUACUUCGAUGAUUCAAAGAAUAUCGAACGAUAACUAAAGAAUUUAGUAGACAAUAAUAAUAUAUUAUAUGAGGCGCAACAUGCUUCGCAACUUUAUACGGCAUGUCUGGCAAGUAAUGUGGCGCGUCUUCUGGCAACUUGUCAGUUAUCGUUUUACCGUACAUAAUUGCCAAACGUGUUGCGCGUCACGAGUGCGCGCCGUUGUUGCCGUUGCCUGGUGGACACGAAGUUUAGAUUCAGUUUAUUUUCGUAUUAUAGAAUUUGUGGUAUGGCUUAAUAAUUUUCUCAUUUAUUUAGAAAUAUAAUUUGUAUUGAAAUUAUUUUA